UUGCUGUGUGCAGUUAAUGCGAGUGUCGAUGUUUUGGGCGAUCUUCAGACUUCAAUAUUGAAUAAUAUCUUCCGACUUCCUUUGUGUAUUAUAUUAUUUAAAAUGUGGUCAAUUAUUGCUUUCCGUGACAAUUCUGUGGAGGUUGUUCCAUCAAAAUGGUAUGAUAGUGGAGUCUGUGCAUGGCCUAAAAGAAAUUUAAAACAAUGCAUAGAUCAACAAUUGUCUCCAAAUUUAAAAGAAUUUAGAUAUUUGAAAGGCCGAAAAUUAGGGAAUGAUACAAAGGAUUUUAAUAUUGCUCAAGAAAAGGCCAACAUUGCCAAGACAACAUCAGAUUUAUCUACUAAUGAAUCAUCUCAUGAAAAUGAUAAUAAUAAAGAGCAUAGUGGUAACAAACAAAAGAGAAGAGUAUGUCAGCAAGAAGUCCAAUCCAAAAAAAGUUUGUGGAGUCCAGGCUCAAGUGAUAUUUUUGACGAUAGUGACACUGAUCCACACUAUACUUUACCUAAAAUCAACCAAGGCACAUCAUUAUCUCCUCAAAUAAAGUCAACGAAACCUCAAAAUAUACCCUUAACAUGGCCUCAACAGCCCGUCAGAAAGAAGCUUCACUUUGACAAAUGUCUUAAAAAUGCCAAUCAAAAUGAACAAACACCUGAUGACCAAACUACUAUCAUACAUACAUUAUCCUCUCCAUUUAAAGUUUCAACCAUCAAUAAUGCUACUAUCACAAGUACUCCACUACAAUCUAAUUCUAAGAUUCCAACUUCAAAUGAUAAUAUUGAAAUUUUUGACAAACUAAACCGAAACAUUUUAAACAUAAAAUAUGAAGUAAAAUCUUUGCAUGAUAAAAUUGAUAAGCUGGAAAAUCUUAUAGUAAAUAUCAGAUCUAAUACAACUGAAUACAGUAAUGAAGAUGCCACUAAUCAUGAUAUAGAUUCAUUUCAAUAUAUUAUAAACAAUGAAUUUCCUUUGAAAGAUGAAGACUCUCUUCAAAAAUUUGAAGAUAAACUUAUUUUUGAUCCAAACUUCAAACCUCAAAUGGUUAAUGAACUAAGUCGAUAUGUCCGUAAUACACUUCCAAGUACCAUUAGAUCAAUGAUGCGUUAUCUUUUCAACGAUAAUUUAUUGCAAGAAUAUAGUUACAAAGGACAGAAAAAGAAGAAAAUAUUUUCAACAUUAAAAUCAUGUUCCAUUAUAUUUGAUUCUGUAAAACAAAUGAAAAGAUACCAGAAAUAUGAUAAAAUUGAUGUAGAACAACCAAUAAAAAUUUUCAUUGCUGGAGCUAAAUUUCGGGGAAAAUAUAAUAAGCCAUCUCAAGAAGACUUAUCAGAUAAUUAAUAAUAUCUAUAUCAAUUGUAUGAUUUAAUGUAAUAAUUAUUCUCAGUAAUGACAUACAUCAUAAACAUACAUGUAAAUUAAAAAAGAUUUUUUUUUUUG
This is a messenger RNA of Metopolophium dirhodum (rose-grain aphid), 1434 nucleotides long. RefSeq lists its product as uncharacterized. The coding region runs from base 103 to 1335 and encodes 410 amino acids. The transcript is spliced from 9 exons. The record is from RefSeq and is a predicted model, not a curated record. NCBI's taxonomy places the organism in Eukaryota, Metazoa, Arthropoda, Insecta, Hemiptera, Aphididae.